AUGACAAACAAACAUAAACAAUUAGCACCUUUGGGAAGACCAACAGGUCAUCGUGAAUUAGAUAUAGUAUCAACGUUUAUGUUGCAUUGUUGUCAUGCCAACUUUGAAGAAGCAACCAAACUAACCAAUGUUAAUAUGAACAAAGAUCAAAUUCAAUCAUUCUUUAAUCAGUCACUCAAUUUUGGUCCAUUUCAAGGUAUCAAAGAUGCAACCGUCAUUGGCAAUGGUCAUAUCUAUCUUACUGUACUUCACAAUACUGAUUUACAAUGGGUUUUUUGGGUAAAUAAACAACAAGGUCGUAUUGGUGGUUGGGAUUUUAGAAAACCAGGAAACUUUAGAAAACCAACAGAGAAUGGACAAAGAAUUAUAGAUAUAUUAGAAUCAUCAACACAACAUUUACAACAACAAUCAUUAGAGAUUAAAUCAUUACCACUUAAUCAUCAUUUUAAUGUCUCUAAAGUUUUAAGAUUACAAUGGAGUACUCCUAUUACAAACGAUCGUGAUUUAAUGUCUGAUGGUAAUUUAGAAUUAAUUCUGCCACCAGACAGGCCAUUCCAACGUCAUGGUAGUUUUUAUGUUUUAUCACCACAACAAGGUGUCACUAUAUUGGGUAAAUACAAUAGAAAUUGUAAUACCUAUAUUGCUUUACAAUUACCUCGUCCACUUCCAUCAUCCAUCACCUAUGCUUUGGAUAUAUUCUUUAGUCCACAACCAAUAACAUCAAAUCAUUAUAAUGAUCAAUGGGAAUUAUCAAAAGAUGAUCCAUCUCAAUAUCUUGGUAUUACAACUCAUACUUCUGCUAAAAUUGAUCCAUUUCAUCCAAAGAUAAUUGAAAUUAGAAAUGAAAUAUUAAGAGGUAAAGAAAAUUAUACAAUAUUAGAAAAAGCAAAGGUAAUAGCUAGAUGGGUUGGUGAUAUACCUUAUGAAAUGAUUAAACCUGGUAUGCAAUGGCCUACACUUGAACAAUAUCUAUCAAGUGGAUUCAGAUAUGUAGAGUGUGGAGGACAUGCACUCUUUUUUGUAAUGUUGUGUAGAAGUGCAGGUAUACCAGCUCGUAGACUAUUCCAUCCAUGUUUGGAUGCACAUACCAAAAAGUUUGGAUCACAUUGCAUUGCCGAGUUUUAUGAUUCUACACAUGGAUGGAUACCAGUAGAUGCAACAGAGAAAUUUGAUGAACACAAUUCUGGCCAAUGGCUACGUAUACCAAUGUCAACACCUGGUCUAUUACCAACUGGUUUUGCUCUCACCGUCGAAUCAAUGGACGGUCACGAAAAACAUGCCAUCAAUGCAAAACAUAAUAAUACUCUUCAAGAUUGUCAUAUUGAAUGUCUUGCUGAUUAUUGUCCAAAUAUUAAUAUUAAUCAAAAUAAUAAUCAAAAUAAUAAUAAUAGUGGUCCUCCAUCCUCUUAA
This is a messenger RNA of Cavenderia fasciculata, 1410 nucleotides long. RefSeq lists its product as uncharacterized. The record is from RefSeq and is a predicted model, not a curated record. The transcript is spliced from 3 exons. The coding region runs from base 1 to 1410 and encodes 469 amino acids. Lineage: Eukaryota; Evosea; Eumycetozoa; Acytosteliales; Cavenderiaceae.